CGCUCAUUGUGCAAUUUCGGGCCGUGCUGUGCGGACGUGCGCGCAUCGUUCAAGUUCAGUCGCAUCGCAGUCGCCGCCACAGUCGCUAAAUUUCCCAAUUUCUAUUGGAAGGCAAAUUAAUUUUGAAAUUCGAUUUCGAACAGUGCAUAUAUAUUUUUUUUUUAGUUUUAUUUUCAUUCAUAUAUUUUUUUGGUUUGUGCAAAAUACAAAAUUGACCAUGAGUGUUGAAAAAUCGUAAAGAUCGCGAAUUCCCGUUCGGGAAGUGCCAGAAAAAAGAACUCAAAAUGAAACUGUGGAAAUCGAAGAAGCCUAUUGUGGGCUGUGUGCCCGGAAAAUCAGCGUCCCUCAAACAGGACCAGCAGCAGCAACAACAACAGCAGCAGCAACAGGAGACGCACAACAACUCCUUUAAUGGCCAUUGUCAUCCGCCGACGGACACUGCCCUGGCGCCCAUGUUAUCCGUUGACCGAGCGAUGAGUCCGGCGCAAUCGGAGGACUCCGGAUUGGCACCGGAAAGGGGUACCACCUACGCCACCAUCACUUUGCCGCGGAAUGCCCUGCAUUUGGCCAUCACAUUCGCAGAACGCAACGAUCUGUCCUAUCCACCGGUUGUGGGUUCCCUCAGUCCAGUGGGUCAUGCGGCGGAUUUCCUGGCGCCCGGCGAUCGUCUCCAUCAGAUCGAUGGGAUCUCCACGAUUGGUUUGAGUAACCAAAAGGUGAUGAAUAUGCUCUGCGCUAGUGGAUCAGAUGCUGGUCCUGCCAUCGUGGAGAUCGAAUACUCGCUGCCCGAAUACACAGUUUCCCAGAACAGCCUAUGUGUAACCUCGAAGCUGGCGCAGAUCACCGUAGAGCGGGAAAGUGGAUGCUUGGGACUGACGUUAAGGGGCGGGGCCGACUACCCGCUGAUCGUCACCCAUGUGCGGCCCCAUGGACCAGUCUAUAAGACAGGUCGCAUCAAGCCGGGCGAUCGGUUGCUGCGCGUCGAUAAUGUCUCACUUAUUGGCAAGACGCUGGCGGAGGCACAGCAGAUCAUCAAGUGCGGCGGUCAUGUGUCUGGCUAUACUAACCUGACCAUUGAGUAUGAUGUUUCCGUGGUCCAAAGUGUUGAGUUCUCAAUGGGACCGCUGCUUAUCGAGAUCGAGCGACCAAUGAAUGAUAAAUUGGGUCUGGUACUUUGUAACUAUACGCCGGCAAUGCCCACUUCUGGUUCCGGUUCUAGUACACCUUCCAGUGCGGAAAAGAUUGAGGAAUCCGGAGGCGUCUUUAUAGCCAGCAUCCUGCCAGCCAGCAUUGCAGAUCGUUGCGGUGCCUUAUCCGUUGGCGAUCAGGUGCUCUCCAUCGACGACACAAUGAUCGAGCAUACCGCCUUCAGUCCCGACGAGGUGAUGACCAUAUUGGACACCAGCACGGGUCGCGGCUACACGCAGAUGCAGAUCAUGCCCGCUCACGCGUUGGCCCGUCGCGGUCACACGGCAUUGGGUAGUCCCAAGUACAGCUUUAGCACUCUAGAGUCCCGAAAAUCCUCGACGGCGGGCCGUCAGCGUCAGCGUUUCGCCCGCAAGAGUUCCCUGCCGCUAGAGAAUCCAGCUAUUACUCCGGGUUCCACUGGAGGAUCAGUGGGAACGGGUGGCAUUCAUGGUAGCAGCAGCAUGGGCAUGGGUCUGGGUCUUUGCCGGGCGGAGAGUUUCCCCGUCCUGCUCGAUUGCAGCCAAGGUGCUGGCAUAAUCCUAGCAGAAUCGGGAGGAAACGUAUCAGGGACUGGAGGAACAGGAUCCGGAGCUGUGGCCAUUGCUCAGAUUCUAGCGGAUUCAGUGGCUGAUCGCAGUGGUUGCAUACAAGCAGGAGAUCGGAUCGUGGCCAUUAACAAGAUGUACAGUUUGGAUGCGGCGGCCAUGAGGCAACUCCUGGAAGGAGGAUUAAGUCGCAAUGGAGGAAACGUUGGAGCGCCUGCCAAUUGGCUGGAGCUGGAGAUUGAGUUCGAUAUGCCGGAUGCUGUGGUGCCAUCCAGUGGUGUCUUCAGUGUCAAAUUGCUGAGGGCCGGCAAAUGUGGUCUGGGACUCAGUGUUAGUGGUUCCAGUCACGGCGGAUUGGUUAUAUCGGAUGUGAAAAUGGGCAGUCCGGCGCAUCGCAGUGGUUCCCUGAGAUCGGGGGAUAUCCUGCUGGCCGUUGACCAGCAUCCAGUGCAGCAUUUCAAUGUAGACGCACUGCUCAAGGAGGAGGGCAGAUCGCAGAAUCACAGCUCCUCGGACUUUACCACUCUGACGAUCAAGCGGAUCGUCCUGCCCGAUUUCCUGCCCAUGUCCAGUCCCAUUUAUAGCAAUUGUCCUGCCAGUGGCAUUAAUUUGGGCAUGGGAAUGGGUGUAUCCACCAGCAUGGAUCACGAUCUGUAUAGCAAUGCCUAUGUGACGGCGGGAAAGUAUGCAGAUUGUGUCUCCCUAAAGUCGAGGACUCCGCAACCGGAUUACUUUCGAGUGCCCAGCAUGGACGAUGCCAGUCUGCAGUCCGUUCAAUUGCGAUCUGGUCCGGGUUCAGCUGGAGGUCAGAGUAACGGCUGGUCUACCGGUGUCAACAGUCGAUCCUUUGUAGCUCCACCCAAUACCCAGAGUUUAACCACCGAAUUGCCCGAAGAGGAAGAUGAGCAGGAACAGAUGUAUACUGGCUAUGAGCUUAAUCGCUAUGCCAGUGUUGACUGCACUGCCCUUCCGCCGCCCAUGGAGAACAAGGUGUAUGGCUCGGCGGCCAGUUCGAGCAGCAAGAGCAGUGGGAGUAGCCUGCAUCAGAUCAUCUUCACUGUGCGUUUGGAGCCCAAGGGAGGAUUGCUGGGGAUAACCCUGGCGGGGAGUGAGGAUAUAACCAAGCCCAUUACGAUCAGUGGUCUCGUCGAGGGUGGCAUUGCCCACAAGAAUGGCCAGAUCCAUGUAAGUGACCAGCUGCUGGCCAUCGAUGAGCACUCGGUGCAGGGUAUGCCCCUUUCGCAUGCCACCAGUCUGCUGCAGAAUCUUGGUGAUCUUGUAGAUCUUAAGAUCCUGCGAAGCCACGAUCUGGCCAAUGGCAGUCAUCUGCCACAGACGCAGGCCAUCUAUGCCAAGGUCCAGAGGCGGCCACGCAGUCCCUCGGCCAAUACAGAGGCCAGCAAGGAGUCGGGCAAUGGAAAUGCAAAUGGCAUUAGCGGCAGUAAUGGAAAUGUCAGCGGAAAACCUCGGGUUUUCCAUGUAACCCUGUACAAGGAUAAGGUGUACGAUGACUAUGGAUUCUCGGUGUCCGAUGGACUUUACGAGCGGGGUGUCUUCAUCAAUAGGAUUCGCAGCGGUGGACCUGCCGAUAUGUGCGGUCUUCUUAAGCCCUUCGAUCGCAUUAUGCAGGUUAAUGAGAUGAAGACGCAGGACUUUGACUGCUGCCUUACCGUUCCGCUGAUUGCCGCCGCUGGCGAUAAAAUCGAGAUGAUCAUGCAGCGCACCGAGUGAUCCUCGUUUACCAGAUCCUUAUGUUAAACUAGUUGUACGCUAAGCUAAUCCUAAGUGCCAUUGCUAGCCCAUAAUAUUAUAUACGAUAUAUAUAUAUAUAUAUAUAUAUACCUGUAUUCAAUACCGAUCGAAUCCCAAAUCCAACACAGAUUAACCUUCAAGGACAAUAAGCGCAACAACAGUCUGCCCUAACCGAAGUAAUGUCCUCUUUAAAAAAUAGAUCUGCCAUAAUUCUACUUUAAUUCUAUGCUAAAAUUUGUUUUCUAGCAAAUAAAUAAUAAUCGUACCGAAAGUUUGUUCCAAACUAAAACAUUCAAAAA
Drosophila eugracilis is the source of this 3784-nucleotide messenger RNA. It is a transcript of the gene Grip, whose product is annotated as glutamate receptor-interacting protein 1. The transcript is spliced from 10 exons. The record is from RefSeq and is a predicted model, not a curated record. Lineage: Eukaryota; Metazoa; Arthropoda; Insecta; Diptera; Drosophilidae. Bases 285 to 3464 code for a protein of 1059 amino acids. Gene Ontology annotation, molecular function: protein binding. Gene Ontology annotation, biological process: neurotransmitter receptor transport, endosome to postsynaptic membrane.